AAAAUUCCCGCCCGUAAUCUCGGUGAGUCUAUUUUCAGCGCAACAUCCCGCACGCCGGCGUCCGCGUUUCCGUUGACACCGCGCUGGCCGGCAUGACAGAAGGGAGAGUGAAGCGAGAGCGCGUCCCUCGUCUCCGUCGUCGGCGUGUCCUCGCGCGCCGAAAGUCGGCCGUGAAGCCCGACGAACCGCGGCGUUCUCGCGGUAUUUUCCGCGGCGCGGGAUAAUACAACGCGGAGUAGCCGAUUGAGAUCGUGAAAAUCGCGAGAGCGAGCAAGGCCCGAAUCUUGCGGCAGAAUCUCUGUGUGAGGCAGAGCGGAAAAAUAAAACAGAAUUCAACGCGAGGUUUUUCAGAUCGUGACGACCGAUAAAAACAUGACUUCGAGGCGAAUUGGACCGGUCCGAUACAACGCGGCUUCUCGAGACGCGACAGAUUGUUGCAAACGUGCGCGGACGAAGGGGGAAGAAGGGCUAGUCACCGAGGACCCGUCGACGGAGCGUGCGUGAAUUCGUCAGCAUCGAAAUGUGAUGAGGACGACGACGACGACGCGUGCCGGGACGAGAGGAAGACGCGCUCUCGCGUCGCACCGCCUGCUUUCGCUCCGAGGAAAAUCGCUGUCACCCGGGGAUCAUCUUUAUCGAGCAAGACGCGUCGCGUAACUGGGACGUAUCCGCACGAGAGUCCAAAUUCACAGCGUGUUCAGCGGCGAUUCAUCGAUCUGUCCGUUCGGAUAUUCGUUGUUAAUUGUACAAUACGACGCUCUACGACGUGAAAGACCUUUCCGAUCUCAAAUCCGAUUGAAAGGUAUGAGUGUGUAGAUUCUGACACCGGGUGAGCUGGCUUUCGGUGCUUUCUCUCAGUGCGCGAAUGACAAGAAUUCGAUAAUAAAUUAGUAAACUGGCUCCAAUGAAGGAGCCAAUGAAAGUGUAGAGAUAUUGUCGGGCACGAAGCGUCGGGAUGGGCACGACGAACGCACAAACAAACUCGAAUCACACGAGGAACGAGGUGCAGCUGAGCGGCAGUUCCAUCGACGCGUUCUUCGCCGGGACGGUGAUCCUCGUGACCGGUGGUACCGGCUUCCUGGGUAAGGCCUUGCUCGAGAAAUUGCUGCGCUCCUGUCGUCGCGUAGCCACGAUCUACCUCCUGAUCCGCUCGAAGAGGGGCCAGUCCAUCGAGGAGCGCUGCAAAGAACUGUUGAAGAAUCCCAUUUUCGACAGGAUUCGACUGAGCUAUCCCGGCGCCCUGGACAAGAUCAUUCCCGUGAAAGGGGACAUGGGCAUGCCAGAAUUAGGUCUUCAGCCUGACGACAAGGAUAUGCUGAUACAAAGAGUCAAUAUCGUGUUCCACGUUGCCGCUACCGUGCGCUUCGACGAGCCGCUCAAGGUGGCUGUGAAUCUCAACAUAAAGGGCACGGAUCGUAUACUGGAUCUCUGCAAGUGCAUGAAAAACCUCAUCAGCAUCAUUCACGUCAGCACGGCUUACAGUAACGCGGAUCGGCAGGAGAUCAAUGAGACCGUAUACAGCACGCAGAUAAAGCCGCACACGGUGAUCGAGAUGUGUGACAAUCUGGACGACGAGAUGAUAAACGUAAUAGAGAAGAAGCUGAUAGGCAAACAUCCGAACACUUACACACUGACGAAGGGCCUAGCGGAGCAAAUUGUGUUGAGCAAGGGGAACGAUUUGCCCAUCGUGAUUGUACGGCCGAGCAUAGUGUGCGCUGCGUAUCAGGAACCGUUUCCAGGCUGGAUAGAUAAUACAUGUGGUAUUACAGGUAUAAUGGCGGAAAUGAGCAGGGGUAUCGUAAGAACCGUCGUUUGCAACGAAGAUCUAGUGGUAGAUGUUGUACCUGUCGAUUACGUUAUUGACACCCUGAUCUGCGCGUCUUGGUAUAACGCCACCCAACGCACCAACACCAUAAAGAUUUACAACUGCACCAGUAGCACGAUGAAUCCCAUCAGUUGGCGCGAAUAUGGAUCACUUUUGAAGAAAUAUGCGAUACAGAAUCCGUCCAAGUACGUGAUGUGGUACCCGGGUUUCACGUUUAGGACAAAUAAAUUUCUUCACAGCAUAUUUGCGACCACGUUGCAUGUCUUGCCCGCGUUUGUUCUAGAUCUUAUAAUAAGGAUCCAAGGUGGUAAGCCAAUAAUGAUGAAGAUUGUCAAACGAUUGGAGCGCGCGGCUCAAACCGGAGAGUUCUUUGCGAUGAACGAGUGGAAAUUUUAUUCAGGCAACAUGACAGAAUUGUUGAAGUUCGUGACAGCGUCGAAAGAUUGCAGUGACUUCAACCUAGAUUUCCGAAAUCUUGACUGGGACGCGUACUUGCACCAGUACAUGUUGGGGAUCCGAAAAUACAUCUUCAGGGAUGAUCUGAACACGUUGAACAAGGCGCGAAUGCGUUUGUUAAAGUUAUACUGGAUACAAAAAUUAAUUCAGACAUUCAAUGUAUUCAUGUUAUUAUGGAUGAUCAGAUCUGCCUUUCGGUGAUAUCAUCGAGAACUUUUUGUGCCUUCGUUGCUCGCGAUUCAUGUAACACACUACGUUUACAUAAAGUUUUACAUUUAUCAUAUCAAAAUCUAAUGACACUAUGCGUCGGCAAAAUGACGUAACACGAGGAUAGACGUAAUUUACACAUGGGUGGAAAUUACUUGACGCGUAAGAAAGGGAAACAAAGUUUCUCACGCUUCAUCUCAUGUAACUCAUUCUUGUCAGACACAAAGUCGCACAUGAAAGAAGGAAACAGAUUAUUUGUGAGAGAGAGAAAAGAAAGUAAUGAAGAUGAACAUUCAUCUUCAUUCCUUUCUUUGGAUUUUUCUUAACAGUCAGGGUUCUAUUUACCUGCAUGCUUAAACCGAAGCUCCAGAGCAAGAAGGCAAAAGAGAAAGGGAAAGAAAUGGCAAGGAAAGUUUCCUUCAAACGCUGUAAAAUCCGUCAUAUAUUGUUCCUCUUCUUGUAUCUUUCAGAAUUUACACUGUAGAAGCUUUUUGAAGAAAAGAAAAAUAAUAAUUACGACUCUGUUGGAAAGUGAUAUUGUUGAAAUCGAUAUGACUGCGAAUCACGCAGAUUCUCACUCUAUAUCUUACGAUAUUCAAGUACCAAACAGGCCUUUUGAAUACUUGUCGGACCAAUUCUUAUGCGAAUAUUACGUCCCUAUUAACUCUUAAUAUUACAAUAUCAAUAACCGAAGUUUUUUCGAUACAUGUAAAGACUGACUCUAAUGGAAUAUUCUGAAAACGAUAUAAAUUACGCUAAUUUUGCGCGUACCUAAUUAUGCGUUGCCUUACAAAUACGAACGUCGAUAUUGAAAAUGAGUUAUUUUUACUAAUCUAUAUACUUUUACAAUAAUCACGAUCAAAAUCGGUUGACUUUCCUAUUGUGUCACCCUCGCAGGCGAAUGGAAGAUGAGGGCUGAAAUAAUUAAAACUCGUUCAUUUUGCGAAUUGCAAGCGGCGUUAAUAGAGCGCGAUAUCACGACGAUAUUUAUAGCGACAGCUUGUUAUAGCUUGAGUUAAGUUAUUAACAUUAACGAAGUAGUUUCCGUACGAUGGAGUCAAGAUGUGAGUGUGUGGAUAUUAGGUGUGUAUAUUUGUACAUUGAAACUAAGUAAUAUAUAAUAUGCAUCCUAACCAGAAGUGAUUCAUCGAAACGACAUCGUUAACGUCGAAAUGAUCUUUAAACAAGAAACCUUGAAAGAAUAUAAAGUUAUUGUAUUAUUAUUAUUAUUAUUAUUAUUAGUAUUAUUAUAUGUUAGACAUAUAUGUUUAAAAUGUAUGAAACUCUCAAAAAAAAGAAAACUCCCUAUACACACGAAAGCUCCAAAAUUUCGAAUUAACAACUUUCGACAUUACUGAUGUCGUUUCGACGAGUCAUUUCUGGUUGAGGUACGGAUAUAAAUAUUUCAUGUAUAUACAUUUACAGGUUUAGUUAUCCAAUUAUUAUGUAGAGGUUAUUUUCACAGACGGCAUAUGUUGCUCCGCGGUUACGUGCGAAAGUAUACCCAGGCAAGACAGAAAAUCAUGAUGACGUCAAAGUGACGUUAAGUGAUGAGGAAUACUCUUUUUUUUUUUUCAUGAUUCGAUCAUUUCCUCGUUAUUUUGACGUCAUCACAAUUUCAUGUUCUACGCGGGUAAUGUUGCCCACGAUUGUUAAUUCUAAAAUUAUCCCAAACACGAUGGGGAUUACGAUAGAAAUUAUACGACCACUACGUUAGCAGGCAAAUAACCGUUGGAUGGAACUCAAUCGAGAAGGAGAAAUUUCGUCCACUCAUUGGUAGAUUGAUCUCGGAUAAAUUUGCGUAUGAUUGACCGAAAUUUCUCCCUUCUCUUCGUGCCGAACGUAACUUUGAAGGCGCAAUUUUAGUUGAACGAGCACAAUCAUCUUUCUUUUAACAUUCAAUAUUCUUGCGUGCGUGGCAAUGUAUCAUAAGAUAUACACAUACCUCAAUAAAUUAACAGGAUAUUUGUUAAGCGACACCUCAUAAUUUUAUAUAAAUCAAAGCGCAUAAAACUAUUGUAAUACCUUUGUCAUACAUCGAACAUGUGUGUACAAGACUUGUAAUUACAAUGAACAAUAUUUUACGUGA
Harpegnathos saltator (Jerdon's jumping ant) is the source of this 4577-nucleotide messenger RNA. Its product is annotated as putative fatty acyl-CoA reductase CG5065. Lineage: Eukaryota; Metazoa; Arthropoda; Insecta; Hymenoptera; Formicidae. Gene Ontology annotation, molecular function: alcohol-forming very long-chain fatty acyl-CoA reductase (NADP+) activity. The record is from RefSeq and is a predicted model, not a curated record. The coding region runs from base 956 to 2482 and encodes 508 amino acids. Gene Ontology annotation, cellular component: peroxisome. Gene Ontology annotation, biological process: long-chain fatty-acyl-CoA metabolic process. The transcript has 8 exons.